UUUACGCAUGACACAAAUAUAUAUAUAUUUUUUUAUUUAUCCAAAAAAGUUAAGAUUACUUUCAGAGUUUGUGAACUUUGAGAAGAAGGGACAGCGGAGGAGGAUGGGUGUGCUCCAAUUUGUGCACUCAACCGAGAGUAGUCGUGCGUGAAAAGCGGCCUUUUUUAAGGAGCCGUCACUCUGUCCCUACCUGUUUGCAGGUGGACAUCUACUAUGACAUUGGGCUCGGAGGUCAUGGAGGAUAUUCUUAUCGACGUGGUGGGGGAAGGUUUCAGAGAUAGAGACGGAGAGGAGCAGCUCUUACCGUCGGACGAGCUGGAGCGCGCGGUGGAGCGGGACUCUUGCAGCCCCGCGCAAGCGUGUCCCCCCGCGGCCAAAACGAAAAAUCCCACGUCGGUGAAACCUCCAUACUCAUACAUCGCUCUCAUCACGAUGGCCAUCUUACAGAGUCCAAAGAAACGUCUCACUCUCAGCGAAAUUUGCGACUUUAUCAGCCACCGCUUCGUUUAUUACCGAGAGAAGUUCCCGGCUUGGCAGAACUCGAUCAGGCACAACUUGUCUCUUAAUGACUGCUUUAUAAAGAUGCCCAGGGAGCCCGGCAACCCCGGGAAGGGCAACUAUUGGACCCUAGACCCAAACUCCUCAGAUAUGUUUGAGAAUGGGAGCUUUCUGCGCAGGAGGAAGCGGUUCAAGCGGCAACAUUUCCGUUACGAUCCCCUCAAGGAGCACCGUGUGGAGCCCGGUGCACUGCACGCCGUUCCACACGGACACUACGGGCUCGGAGCACCGGCUCUCCAGCUCCCCACUCUGGAUAUUUACCCUUACAUGCAUCAUCACCAUCAUCAUCACCACGCACCCCCCGCCGCCGCCAUCCCACCUGUCCGCAGCAUCCUGCCGGCGCUGUCCAGCUUCUUCUCCCGCAGCGCCCUCACAGCCAAGGCUUUUCUUCAGGCGCGGCCCGCCAUCGAAGCCUUCUCGGCAGCUCACUGCACCGCCUACUCCGCUCCUCUCGCUCCCGCAGCAGCUUUCACGUCACCGGCGCUUUUCCACGCUGCGGUGUCCCCUCAUCUGGUCACCUUGCAGCAGGAGUAUCAGAAGUUACAGACGCAGCGUCAUGGAACACCUGAACUGGCAGCUAAACACCCGAGUGAUGACAAUGAAUAAACUCAUGGAUGCACACAGGACUUGAAUUUUCUCAGGUAACAGAAGACAGUCAAUCGGUAGCAGGUGUUUUUUUUUUACAUACAAAUCUUUUAUAUGUGACUGAAACAUGCAUUCUUCUUUUUUUACUUCAUUGGGAUACGCGGAGAGUACAUUUUAUCCGGGUGUCAUCCUGGAAAUAAAUAAAAAGGAACCUAA
This is a messenger RNA of Doryrhamphus excisus (bluestripe pipefish), 1359 nucleotides long. RefSeq names its product forkhead box D7 (gene foxd7). The record is from RefSeq and is a predicted model, not a curated record. Gene Ontology annotation, molecular function: RNA polymerase II cis-regulatory region sequence-specific DNA binding; DNA-binding transcription factor activity, RNA polymerase II-specific. Gene Ontology annotation, biological process: cell differentiation; regulation of transcription by RNA polymerase II; anatomical structure morphogenesis. Lineage: Eukaryota; Metazoa; Chordata; Actinopteri; Syngnathiformes; Syngnathidae.